GGUAAUUCCUCUGCCGCAAAUUUUCGGACUCGUCCACAAGAGCUCACCAUCAUCACCACUUCCUCCUCACUCCUCCCAAGCAGCUCCCCGCGCGCGCGCUCGGAGCUCUUCCACAAAGGCACCGACGCGGACUGAAGCAUAGCCAGUCCUUUGCCUGCCGAGUAGCCAAGCGGUCGCCGUGCGUCCCGACCAUUGUCGCCGUCGCCGAGGUCCUUGCUGGCCAAGCGCACCUUCCGCCACGAUCCCGCGGGCGCCUCCCUCUCCUCCCUCCUCCCACACAUCAUCGCCAUCAUGGAUUCUCCAUUGUCGCUCGCAGAUUCCCCCCUCGGCUUCAUCGCCACCAACCCGCUGUCUGCGGCCGUCUCAGAUGCCAUGAAGGGCUUCUCUGAGCGGCGAGCCGCCCUCGGCCUGUCGAACCCUGGCACAAUCGAGAGCUUGUCCAAGGAGGUCACACGCGAGGUGUCGCUCACAAACUACAUGCACACUGGCCUGAGGGCGGACCUCACGAAAGCCGUCAGCCUGUCGCCACUCUUCCAGGUGUCGCAUCAAUUCGCGUUGGGAGAGCACAUGAAGCCAUACGCCUUCGCCGCCAUGUAUGGCACAAACAAUGUCUUCUGCCAAGGCAACGUUGACAAUGAUGGCAUGCUAUCGACCCGGUUCAACUACCGGUGGAGCCCCAACUUGGUCACAAAGUCUUCGUUCCAAAUAGGCACUCAGCAGGACAUGGCUUCGAUUGAGCACGAGUACACGGGUAGCGACUUCACUUCAUCCCUGAAGAUGCUGAACCCCUCCUACCUCGAGGGUGGCCUGACCGGCAUCUUCAUUCUCAGCCACCUGCAGUCUAUCACGAGGCGCCUGUCGCUCGGCAUCGAGACCGUAUGGCAGCGCGCGGCUCUGAACCAGCCUCCGGAGUCUGCCAUGUCCUACGCUGCCCGGUACAAGGCUGAUGACUGGAUCGCAACAGCCCAGCUCCACGCCCAAGGUGCGCUCAACGCGACGUACUGGAGGCGGCUGUCUGAGAAGGUCCAGGCCGGCGUCGACAUGACUCUUCAGGUUGCACCUAGCCAGACCAUGAUGGGUGGUCUCCAAAAGGAAGGCGUCACCGCCGUUGGUGUCAAGUACGACUUCCGCAUGUCGACAUUCCGUGCCCAGGUCGACUCCAAGGGCAAGCUGGGGUGCCUGUUGGAGAAGCGUGUUGCUCCCCCCGUGAUGAUGUCCUUCUGCGCCGACGUCGAUCAUCUGACGCAAUCUGCCAAGGUCGGUCUCGGCAUCACCAUCGAAGCAGGUGGAGAGGAGAUGCAAGAGCAACAAGAGGUCAUGGGUCCUCAGUCAUCGCCAAACAUCCCGUUCUAAAUGGAUUGGUGAUCUCGCGACGUGACUCGAUCGCGAUCCCCGUCGGGCCACUCGUGGGUCGGCGGCCUUGUACAACAGCUGCCAAACCGCUGCAUAAUCCCCUGUGCCCCUUCAGCAGGCCCAAUAAAGGCGCAUCUUGCCUUUCUUACGUUUGUUUUACUACCAAACCAUCUACCGGCCAGUCAGCAAAAUCAUCCCCUCGAAUCGGUCAAUCGACCAAAAGAGCGACCGCUCGAAGCGGGAGCUGACAUCGAUAUAC
Molecule: messenger RNA, 1612 nt
Organism: Microdochium trichocladiopsis
Lineage: Eukaryota; Fungi; Ascomycota; Sordariomycetes; Xylariales; Microdochiaceae
Product: mitochondrial import receptor subunit tom-40
Exons: 3
Coding region: 292-1353 (353 amino acids)
Biological process (GO): protein import into mitochondrial matrix
Cellular component (GO): mitochondrial outer membrane; mitochondrial outer membrane translocase complex
Molecular function (GO): transmembrane protein transporter activity
Source: RefSeq, a predicted model, not a curated record